AUGGCAGGCGACGAGCGUGCCGUAGAGCACGCGGAUUCGAUAUCAUCAGCAUCAGUAUCUCAACAUCAUGACUUUGAAAAGCAGGAAGAUGGCUCCAAACUCGAGAAGAAGGUCACGACCUUGCGAGACAUCGAAAGACAACUUACCGGCGUUGCUGCUGAAGACUUCAAGCCUUCCAAACGACUAUACCUUGCUUUCCUCACUUUGGCAGUCAUGACCCUAAUGGUCGCCUUGGAUGGCACCAGCUUGUCCGUUGCUUUACCCAUCAUCUCUCAAAAGCUCAAAGGAACAGCAAUCGAAGCCUUCUGGUCCGGGACAUCGUUCCUGCUAUGCUCCACCAUCUUCCAACCAAACUUCGCUUCCUUCUCGCACAUAUUCGGCCGUAAGCCCAUGGUCUUCGUCUCACUUCUAUUCUUCACCAUCGGUGCCAUCGUCGCGGCCGUCGCGAAUGGCUUCGGACCUCUACUGGUCGGCCGCUCACUGCAGGGUAUUGGUGGCGGUGGCAUCAUCGCCUUGACGGAAAUCCUCGUUACAGAUCUUGUCCCAAUGCGCUUGCGAGGCAGCUGGUUUGGUAUUAUCAGUGGGAUGUGGAGUAUCGGCUCCGUUACCGGUCCCAUCAUCGGCGGCGCCUUCGCCCAAAAAGUGACCUGGCGCUGGAUCUUCUACAUCAAUCUUCCCUUCAUCGGCAUCGGCGUCCCCUUCGUCUACUUCUUCCUAAAAUUAAACUUCAUCCCCCAGUCCAUGCUGACCCAACUCCGGCGCGUCGACUGGGUGGGGUCCUUCCUCUUCAUCGCCUCUUCCACAUCUUUUCUCAUCCCCAUAACCUGGGGCGGGGUAAACUACGCUUGGGACAGCUGGCGGGUUCUGGUCCCUCUCCUCCUCGGCGUCGCUGGCCUCGCCGGCUUCAUCGCCUACGAAGCCUAUGUCGCUAAAGAACCGCUCAUCCGCCUCGGCAUCUUCACAAACCGCACGUCCGCAGCAGCAUACUUCUCCACCACCAUCCACGGCAUCAUCCUCUGGUGCCUGUUGUACUACGAGCCCCUCUACUACGAAGCCGUAAAAUCCUUCUCCCCAGUUUUGACCGGCGUAGCGCUCUUCCCCGAAACCUUCACCGUCGCUCCCAUCGCCGUCGUCACCGGUAUCGCCAUCACUAAGACCGGCAGGUACCGCUGGGCCAUCUGGAUCGGCUGGCUCCUCACGAUCCUCGGCCUCGGCGUCCUCUACCUCAUGGACGUCGACACCACCACCGCCCAAUGGAUCUUCCUGAACCUCGUCUGCGGGCUCGGCAUGGGCAUGUUAUUCCCCAGCGUGGCAUUCGCCGUGCAAGGCGCCUCCAAAAACGAAGAUCUUGCUUUCGCGGUCGCUAUGUUCUCUUUCUUCCGCGCCUUCGGCCAAUCCAUAGGGGUCGCGAUCGGGGGCACGAUCUUCCAGAAUCAGAUCGCGAAGAAGAUUGCGAAGUAUCCCGUGCUGGCACCUAUGGCGAAGGAGUACUCGAGUGAUGCGGCGACGUUGGUGCAGGUUAUUAAGGGGAUGAGGGGUGUGCCGGAGCAGGCGGAGCAGUAUCGGGAUUUGGUGCAGGCGUAUGCGGAUGCUUUGAAGAUUGUGUGGAUUAUUAUGUGCGCUUUGGCGGCGGUGGCGGGGGCGUCGAGUUUGGUUAUUAAGGGGUUGGGUUUAGAUAGGCCGUUGAAUACAGAGCAGGGGUUUAGUGAGAAGAGGGAGGGAGAUGAGGAGAAAGAUGGGGGUGGAAAUGGGGAGGGGAAGUGA
Bacidia gigantensis is the source of this 1764-nucleotide messenger RNA. RefSeq lists its product as uncharacterized. The transcript is spliced from 3 exons. Gene Ontology annotation, molecular function: transmembrane transporter activity. Bases 1 to 1764 code for a protein of 587 amino acids. The record is from RefSeq and is a predicted model, not a curated record. Lineage: Eukaryota; Fungi; Ascomycota; Lecanoromycetes; Lecanorales; Ramalinaceae. Gene Ontology annotation, biological process: transmembrane transport.